GCGGGCUGAGGGCGGGGCGGGGCGAGCGUCCCAGGGAAGGUUUGCGUUGCACAAGCUGAUGUCUCGAGUUAGCGGCAGCCAGAUUCCGUCCUCCUCCAACCCUUCUCCUGGAAAAUCAGGGCUAAGCAAAACCAGGUGCUUUCAACUGUCGGCUCUCCAGUGGCUCCGAGGACCCAGGCUCUCCCCCUUGUCCUUUCCGCGACUCGCUGUCGCCCCCGGAAUAAAAUAUCAGCGAGCCCCACGGGCCCAGAAGAGGCCGAAGUUCAGGAACUGCUCCGAGGGUCCCGCACUGCGACCUCUUCUUUCCCCCUUUGCUUCUCCCGCUCAGCAUCUUGGACAUGCCAGGAUUUAAAAGGUUACUCACUGUCACCAUUCUGGCUCUCUGUCUUCUAAGUCCUGGGAAUGCACAGCAACAAUGCACGAAUGGUUUUGACCUGGACCGCCAGUCAGGACAGUGUAUAGAUAUCGAUGAAUGCCGGACCAUCCCUGAGGCCUGCCGAGGCGACAUGAUGUGUGUGAACCAAAAUGGCGGGUAUCUGUGCAUCCCCCGAACCAACCCAGUGUAUCGAGGGCCCUACUCGAACCCCUACUCAAACCCCUACUCAGGUCCGUACCCAGCAGCUGCCCCACCGCUGCCAGCUGCAAACUACCCCACAAUUUCGAGGCCUCUCAUGUGCCGCUUUGGAUUCCAGAUGAAUGAAGGCAACCAGUGUGUGGAUGUGGACGAGUGUGUGACGGAUUCUCACCAAUGCAACCCUACCCAGACUUGCAUCAACACUGACGGCGGGUAUACGUGUUCCUGCACUGACGGCUAUUGGCUUCUGGAAGGCCAGUGCUUAGACAUUGAUGAAUGUCGCUAUGGCUACUGCCAGCAGCUGUGUGCGAAUGUUCCUGGAUCCUAUUCCUGUACAUGCAACCCUGGUUUUACCCUCAACGAGGACGGAAGGUCUUGCCAAGAUGUGAACGAGUGUGCAACUGAGAACCCCUGUGUGCAAACCUGUGUCAACACCUACGGCUCCUUCAUCUGUCGCUGUGACCCAGGAUAUGAACUUGAGGAUGACGGAGUCCGUUGCAGUGAUAUGGAUGAGUGCAGCUUCUCUGAGUUCCUCUGCCAACACGAGUGUGUGAACCAGCCUGGCACAUAUUUCUGCUCCUGCCCCCCUGGCUACAUCCUGCUGGAUGACAACCGAAGCUGCCAGGACAUCAACGAGUGUGAGCACAGAAACCACACAUGCACCCUGCAGCAGACUUGCUACAAUGUGCAAGGGGGCUUCAAGUGCAUCGACCCCAUCCGCUGUGAGGAGCCUUAUCUGCGGAUCAGCGAUAACCGCUGUAUGUGUCCUUCUGAGAAUCCUGGCUGCAGAGACCAGCCCUUCACCAUCUUGUACCGGGAUAUGGACGUGGUGUCCGGACGCUCCGUUCCUGCUGACAUCUUCCAAAUGCAAGCAACCACCCGCUACCCUGGGGCUUACUACAUUUUCCAGAUCAAGUCUGGGAAUGAGGGCAGAGAAUUCUAUAUGCGGCAAACGGGCCCCAUCAGUGCCACUCUGGUGAUGACACGCCCCAUCAAAGGACCCCGGGACAUAGAGCUAGACUUGGAAAUGGUCACUGUCAACACCGUCGUCAACUUCAGAGGGAGUUCCGUGAUCCGACUGCGGAUACACGUGUCGCAGUACCCGUUCUGAGCCGGGGCUGGAGCCUGACACUGCCUCUCAACUGCACCAAGGGACAGAGAAGAGAAGACAUGAGAGGGAGAAUGAGAGCGCGACAGACGUUACUACGCCUUUCCUGCUGAACGUUUCCAAAGAAGUCGGCCCCAAUGUCCUGACCCAGCCUGUAUUAUUGUAGACCUGUCACUCUGAAGGACACGCUCCCCCCAGUUCCUCCAGUACAGUUAUCAAAAAGUAUUAUCAUUGGCACCCUGACCUGAAUUGACGGAGAUUUUUCGAGGCCUUCAGUUUAUUUUCCUAGUUUUUUUCCCAAAGAGAAUAGAUUAGGUUUUCUGGGAUCUGAGUCUGUGUUCAAAGACUGUGAACAGCUUCCUCUCACCUCUUCCACGCCUUCUGUCUCUCGCUGAUUGCUGCUUUGCAAGGGCCCAAAGGACGCCGUGUGUAGCUAGUUUGCUUCUUGUAUGUACAGAGAAGGCUAUGGAAAGAAACCACUGUAGGAUCUGAGGGUUUUUAAAGAGUCUAUUUCAAAACCAUGUCUGGUAUUUCCAGCCGUAAAAGAAGUUUUAGUUGUCGUGAAAUUUGUAUAACUGUUUAAUCCUUUCUUGUUCAUUUUGAGGUUUUUUUUUUUAAAGUAAUAAGUGGUAGAAUUCCUUCAAAAGGCCUUCAGACACAUGUUAUGUUCUGUCUUCCUAAACCCAGUCUCCUCCAUUUUAGCCCAGUGUUUUCUUUGAGGACCCCAUAAUCAUGCUUUCUUUGGAAUUUUUUACCCAACUGGGUUGGAAGGCAGAGGUCUCCAAACUGAUUAAAUAUUCGAAGAGA
Rhinolophus ferrumequinum (greater horseshoe bat) is the source of this 2489-nucleotide messenger RNA. RefSeq names its product fibulin 5 (gene FBLN5). Lineage: Eukaryota; Metazoa; Chordata; Mammalia; Chiroptera; Rhinolophidae. The coding region runs from base 339 to 1685 and encodes 448 amino acids. The transcript has 12 exons. The record is from RefSeq and is a predicted model, not a curated record. Gene Ontology annotation, molecular function: calcium ion binding.